CGUAGAUCUUUUUCUCUGUGAGUUUGUCGCCUCUCCUGUCAAACAUCCUCGUCCCUGAUCUCCUAGUCUACGCAGACCCAUCUCUCUUGUCCCUUUCCACACACACCCGCAUAGAUUUUCUAGGUUUUUGAUUCUUUUCUUUUGUAUAUUCAUCGAUUUCCUCACUGGGUCUUAAAGAUUCAAACCAGUUUAUCGUUUUCCUACAUCGAAAUGGCAAAAUUCAAGAUCAUAAAGAAGAAAAUGUGGGUGUUCUCUCAUUGAUCUAUCUCUCUCUCGUCCCCAAAACCAAACCCAUUUGUCCUCUUUCAAGUAAUGGAAGGUAUGCCCACGGCACUUACCCCCACCACUAGAGCCACCAGUUCAGAUGCUACGGUUAUGCUUCGCCCUCGAAUGUUGCUCUCUUUCUGGUUCUCUCCAACCACUCGCCCUCCUGGUCUUGACCCGUAGAUCAUAUAUAUAGAUACAGUCGUACACCUGUUUGAUAAAUAGAUUUUACCUUUUAUGCUGAAAGUAUAAGCAUGAGUUCAUUUGCUUGGAACCCAAAUAGUUCAAACUUUGUAUCAAUUGAAAGGUGUGACCUUGAAUUAUGAUUCUUGGAAGCUGUUUAGUUUUAAGCUUUGGGAUAAACUAUUCUAGACUGCUUGAUCCUUUAAUAGUAUACAUACUCGCCCUUAUUUGAUAUAUAGGUGUGAUCAUGAAUCCAUAUUCUGGGAAAACAAAUAGUUUAAACUUUGGAGACAGUUAUAUGGGGUUGGUAGGGCCUUUUUCAGAGAAUUUAGGUGAGUUAAGUGGGGAAUGGAGAAGUGGGUCAAUUUCGGUUUCUCAGUCUUUGGUGUUGGAUGGUGAGAAAGGGGAGUUAGUGAAGGCUCCAGGGAAAGCGAGGAAGAAAGGGGGAGUCCCUGAGGUGAAAACGAUGGCAGCAUUGAAGAGCCAUAGUGAGGCGGAGAGGAGGAGAAGAGAGAGGAUUAAUGCUCAUCUUGACACUCUUCGCGGUCUUGUGCCCUGCAAUGAAAAGGUUAUCUAUAUUCCACGCAGAUUAGAUUAUGCGAUUCUUAAUGGGCCUUUUUCAGAGAAUUUAGGUGAGUUAAGUGGGGAAUGGAGAAGUGGGUCAAUUUCGGUUUCUCAGUCUUUGGUGUUGGAUGGUGAGAAAGGGGAGUUAGUGAAGGCUCCAGGGAAAGCGAGGAAGAAAGGGGGAGUCCCUGAGGUGAAAACGAUGGCAGCAUUGAAGAGCCAUAGUGAGGCGGAGAGGAGGAGAAGAGAGAGGAUUAAUGCUCAUCUUGACACUCUUCGCGGUCUUGUGCCCUGCAAUGAAAAGGUUAUCUAUAUUCCACGCAGAUUAGAUUAUGCGAUUCUUAAUGGUAGUACUACUUGAUAUGCAUAACAUAUGCUUUAGUUAGUAUAAUUUAUUGGGUUUAGUCAAGUUAUAAUCUUACUGUGCAAACCUUGACAAUUGAGGAAUAUUAGAAGUCUGAUUUGGGUCAUUUGUAGGUUCUGCUAGAUGUCAUUGGUUCUCUCGUUAUUGAUUGCAGCUGAUAUAAUUUCACUUAAAUUCUAGUUUUUCUUUGUGUCCUUUAGUAGAGGGAGUGUCAUGAGAAAAUUUUGGGGAACUUGUGAGGCCAAAGUGGUAGGUAAAUGUUUUUUGUGCGUGUUUCAUUUGACUUCUUUUCAUUCAUACAUGUAGGUACUAGGAGUGUUAGAGCUAAUGACUAUGGUUAGACAGCUGGUGACAAAUUUUGUAGGACUUGGUUUGGUCCUUGAUUUUAUCCUAGUGUCAUUUUGAACAAUUGACCUGAUUUCCGAACAGCAGUCGAUGAUGAUUCAAUUUGUGAUUUAUGGUUUGGUUGGCAAUUUUUUGUUGACUUUGAUGGCUCCUUGAUUUUAUACCUGUUAUUUUAAAUAACUGACCUGAUUCCCAAACAACUGUUGAUGAUGGUUCAAUUUUAUGAUUCAAGAUUUUGGCUCUUUCCUUGAAUACAUCUUUUGAGGCAUCUUGAACAAUUAUGAGAUUUUGGAACACUAAAUCGCAUGCCUUUACGGCCUAUCCCAUUAUUUUUAAUGAAGUUUCUCAUGUUGAAAUACUCUGCUCAUCUUAAUUUGAGCCUCCUUUUUCUAGUAGAUUAAUGUUUUACAUGUCUAAUGUGAUAUAUUGUUGUGCAUGAUGCGAACCUUUUUUUUUUUUUAACGAUAACUUGCAAACCCAGACAACCAUGAGAGUUGACUUUCAUUCGAGAUUCAAGAAUCAAUAAAGCCACAGGAGAUAUCUGACUUUCUUCGUAGACUGUGAAAUCAAGAUUCUAAGAACUAAGACAUAAUUCAUUAAUUGUUGCCACAGAAUUAGGCAUUAUGAUAACAUACAGAUUAGCCAUCCCCACUGGAAAUCUAGAUUUUUGUUAACUUGUGCUUUUCCGAUUACAAAAAUAAAGAAAUCACCACAUUGCUCUGUGUGCAUUUAUCAAGAUGAUCCUAGUGAUGGACAUCGGAGUUUGUGAUUCUCUGUCAGCUCUCAAUCGAUAUAGUUACAAAUGAGGUAGACUUCUUAGUUAGUGUUCUGUCAAUUUAUCGCGCAGUUGUGUCAUACAGCCCUUUGCUGAUGAAAGGAAAAGGCUACAAUUAUAUUGAGUUAAAAAGAAAAAAACAAUGACCUCGUUUAUUAAUUUGAGGAUCUUGGGGUUGUUUG
Ilex paraguariensis (yerba mate) is the source of this 2677-nucleotide messenger RNA. NCBI's taxonomy places the organism in Eukaryota, Viridiplantae, Streptophyta, Magnoliopsida, Aquifoliales, Aquifoliaceae. The record is from the annotation of a GenBank genome assembly.